This is a messenger RNA of Dichomitus squalens LYAD-421 SS1, 2048 nucleotides long. RefSeq names its product amp dependent CoA ligase. Gene Ontology annotation, biological process: secondary metabolic process. Gene Ontology annotation, molecular function: CoA-ligase activity. Lineage: Eukaryota; Fungi; Basidiomycota; Agaricomycetes; Polyporales; Polyporaceae. The record is from RefSeq and is a predicted model, not a curated record. Bases 189 to 1952 code for a protein of 587 amino acids. The transcript has 14 exons.
GUUCGACUUUCUACGCGCUUUGCCUGCGAACGCGACCGCCCGCGGUGUUAGAAAGACAGAAACCAAACGACGCACCUCGAAUUCUCGGACCUUCGGUGUUCCUCGAGCCGUAUCAUCCGCACCCCAACACCUCUCCUAAGGACUUGACCCACUUACUACCCGCUUGACUUGGACUCGACGAACCCGACAUGACGACGCAGAACAUCCCGACGAUCUACGGCGUCGGCGGCCCGGUCGCGCGCAUCCCGGACGACGUGACGAUCCCGCAAUUCUUCUUCGACCAGCACCACGAGCUCAACGGAGAGGCGCUGCACUUGCGCCAGCCGACGUACUUCAUCGACGACGCGACCGGGAGGCAUGUAACAGGGGACGAGGUCCGCGCGCGCGUGCUCGGGCUGGCGAACGCGCUGCACAUACGGUGGAACAUCGGAGACGGUGACGUCGUCUGUAUCUAUGGUCCAAACCAUGUCGACUACUCGACUGUAAUCUGGGCUACCCAUCGGGUCGGGGGCAUCGUCACCGGUGCCAACCCCGCCUACACCGCCGAGGAGCUCGUCUACCAGAUCCAGACCGCCAAAGCGACCGUCCUCUUCGUGCACCCCGACGCGCUCCCGGUCGGCCUCGAGGCCGCGCGCGCAACGGGCAUCCGCGACGACCGCAUCGUCGUCUUCGACGCCGUCCCGGGCGACAAUCACCUCACCGUCACCGACCUCGUCAAGGAGGGCCUCCUCCAGCCAAAGCGCUACGUGGAGCCGCGGCUGAAGCCGGGCGAGGGCCGGACGAAGAUCGCGCUGCUCUGCUUCUCGAGCGGGACGACGGGGCGCGCGAAGGCGGUCAUGAUCCCGCACUACGCGGUGAUCGCGAACUGCAUCCAGAUGAAGCAGUACGCGAACACGCGGGACGCGCCGUAUCCGAACGAGAAGAAACUGUAUCGCUCGGGUGACGUCGCCAUCGCAGUGCUGCCGUUCUAUCAUAUAUACGGCGUCGUCGUCAACCUGCAUUACUAUUUGUUCUGCGGGAUGACGCUCGUCCUCGUACAGAAAUUCAACUUUGAGAACAUGCUCAAAAGUGUCCAGCGUUACAAGAUCGGGCACAUGACCCUCGUCCCGCCCAUGGUCGUCCUCCUCUGCAAGCACCCAGCCGUGAAGAACUACGACCUGAGCAGCGUCAAGCUGCUCACCUGCGGCGCCGCCCCGCUCUCCGCCGAGCUCACCCACCAAGUCGCGAAGCUCCUCCCGCACGCGCACAUCGGGCAGGGGUACGGCAUGACCGAGACCUGCACCACCGUCUCCUUCCCGCAGCUCGACAUGCGCAUCGGCACGCCCGGCUCGGCGGGUCGCCUCAUCCCGGGCACCGCCGUCCGCAUCCUCAAGGCGGACGGCUCGUGGGGCGGUGUUGGGGAGACGGGCCAGCUCGUGGUGAGCGCCCCGAGCGUGACCAUCGGCUACCUGAACAACGAGGAGGCGACGCGGGAGACGUUCAAGGACGGGUGGGUGUACACGGGCGACGAGGGGUACGUGAACGAGAAGAAGGAGCUGUUCAUCAUCGACCGGAUCAAGGAGCUGAUCAAGGUGCGCGGGUUCCAAGUCGCGCCUGCGGAGCUGGAGGGCCACCUGCUCGACCACCCGGACGUCGCGGACGUGUGCGUCGUCGCGGCGCCCGACGACUACAGCGGCGAGCUGCCGUUCGCGUUCGUCGCGCUGCACGAGCGCGUGCGCGCGCAGGUCGCGGCGGACCCGCGGGAGGCGGAGCGCGUCCGCCAGAGCAUUCUCAAGCACGUCGCGGACCACAAGACGCAGUACAAGUGGCUGGCGGGCGUCGAGUUCAUCGACGUCGUGCCGAAGAACCCGAGCGGGAAGCUGCUGCGGCGCGUGCUCCGGGACCGGCUGAAGGAGGGCUUGCAGGCGGGCAGGAUCAAGCUCGUCCAGCCGAAGGAGCGGGCUAAGCUCUGAGGUGGUGGCCUGGUGUUGCAGGACGAGGAGUAGAGUAUGUGUAUAUAGAGUUUGGAGUAUUGCAAUCGGAAUCAUGGGCAUCGACCUAGUGUCGAC